Messenger RNA from Paramecium pentaurelia, 508 nucleotides. The record is from the annotation of a GenBank genome assembly. Lineage: Eukaryota; Ciliophora; Oligohymenophorea; Peniculida; Parameciidae.
AAUGGGUUGGUGGAAUGGAAACAAUGAUGAAGAUGAUGCAAAUAAAAAUUUUAGUUCAAAUGUUAAUUCAACAUUUAAAUCAUCAACUACAACAAGAUAAUGCAGACCUGAUCCUUAAGAUUAAAAUUUUAUGAUAUGUAAAAAUAUUGUAAAGGAAAGUUCAACUAUUAAUGGAUAGAGGAAUGAUGAAACAAAAGAAUAUGAAGAAAGAAUUCCUAUAUCUUAAAAUUAUACAAGAAGAAAUUAACAUUACAAUUAGAAUAAUCCAGAAUUUGAUUUUAAUUAAAUGGAUGAAGAAAUUGGAUAAAUGUUUGAAAAUUUUACAAAUAACUUCUUUAAAAAUUUUCCAUCUGUUGUAUUUGGUCCAAUGAGAGUAGAUUUUUAAAAUCCAAAUUAUGAAACAAGAACAAAUAAUAAUUAUACUAAUCAACAAAGACCAUAAUAACAAUAGUCAUUUUAAUCAUAACCAAAAAUCUAAAAGAAGAAGGAUGACAUUUAUGAUUGUUGA